AUGUACGAAUCCACCCCAUCGUCGUUGGGUCUUCACCGUCUGAGCAGGCAGAGCCUCCAGAAAAGAUAUGAGUCUGAUGAAGAAGAUGUAUCUGAAUCGGAUGCCGGUGGCCAUGACUUUGUGCCUUCGCCUGUAGGCUCCCAGCGAGCCGCUACAUUCGAUUCCGACCUUAGCGCCGAUGAGGCUUCUCAUGAUGACCCUGAUUCUGAUAGAGACGAGCAUCUGCUGGCUCCGGAUCCUCUCUCAGCCGCCAAACGCCAGCGUCCAGUUUCAAUGGAUACUCUCAAGCGCAACAGUGAUGCCACCUUUGGAGACAGUACCUACGUUUUUGACCUCGAGGAUGACAUGGUCCUCGAGCUUCCUUCGCCAGAUAGUACGCCAGCUCUCGCCUCCAGCCUCUUCUUGAAGCCCUCAAUCUAUGUACCCCCAACGUCAACACCAGAGCUCAAGUCUCGGUCUCGCUCUGCUUCCCCGUCGUCAAUCUUUUCAGUGGAGCACGCCGAGGUUCAAAUGGCGAAGAAGGUCAUCAUGAAAGAGCCACCAACCCGUCCAACCUUGGUCUUCAUCAAUUCCUUGGGACCACGCUCGAAGGCUCCUAAAUCACGACUUAACCAGCCUCGUACUCGGGGGAAUCCUCGUGAUCGCGAGUCCCGAGUAUUCAUGCCGAGAACCGAAAGUACCCUCGAAGUGCCCCGUCUGAUAGAAGCCUAUCCAUCACCACGAGAACUUGAAGACAAGGUCUCAUCAGACCGAAGCGGCUCUACAAGCUCCACGCCCUCUAUGACACCCCUUAUGGAAGGUGAAACAACUCCCGGUGCCACAAUCGGCCGAGUAUCCGAGAUCCCCGUCCUCCCAUACAUCCCACCCUCACCACGAGUACGACCUCAAUCAAUGUAUCGCCCACGAUCACGAACCCCAGCCUCCGACAAAUCCUUCCCACCACCCUCAACCCGUCAAUACCGACCCACAGAGCCCAACCUCCGCCCCAUCUCAGUGCGCAGCAACAGCAACACCAGCAUGCCAUCAUCUUACUCCCGCCCAACCUCCCCCUCCCGCGAUGAUAUUCGACCAGGCUAUAUCGCAGACUAUUCGGACGCAGCCUCCCUCACACGAACCUGCAGCCCUGUCUCAAUAGCCUCAUCCCCUGGAACCUGCCAAUCUCUCCACGGCCACUCCUCAAAGCAUAGCGUCUCAAAUAUACUCGCCCAUCGCUCCCAAAUGAUGCGCCAUAUGUCCCGAAAACACUCCGCAUCAUCUAGCGUCUCACUGAGCAGUCUCCGCUCCGAAAUGGAUACUGCCCCCACAAGAAACACGGCCUCUUCCUCUCAACAAGUCCCCAGUCCCGCACCGUAUGAUCCUCGCAUCGUGCGAAAAUCAAGCCAGCGCCGACACGGUCGUCAUAAUAGCUCCGCUCAUACCGGGAAGGGCUUUAUGGGAUUGAAGUUUGGAAAGAGGUCUUUUACAAAGGCUUGA
Molecule: messenger RNA, 1473 nt
Organism: Penicillium manginii
Lineage: Eukaryota; Fungi; Ascomycota; Eurotiomycetes; Eurotiales; Aspergillaceae
Exons: 1
Coding region: 1-1473 (490 amino acids)
Source: RefSeq, a predicted model, not a curated record